Acanthaster planci (crown-of-thorns starfish) is the source of this 378-nucleotide messenger RNA. Its product is annotated as kinesin-like protein KIF16B. Gene Ontology annotation, molecular function: microtubule binding; phosphatidylinositol binding; microtubule motor activity. Gene Ontology annotation, biological process: microtubule-based movement. NCBI's taxonomy places the organism in Eukaryota, Metazoa, Echinodermata, Asteroidea, Valvatida, Acanthasteridae. The record is from RefSeq and is a predicted model, not a curated record.
AUGCUACGAGGUCACGGAUGGGAUGCCCACUAUGUGUUUGAAGUGCACAUCCAGGUACUGGACGAGAAGUGGCAGAUCUACCGCCGCUACUCCAAGUUCCGAGAGCUCCACGACUACAUGAAGCAGAAAAUCCCAGCAAUUCGUGCAUUGAGCUUCCCCCCAAAGAAGAUCUUCACUAAUUGGUCGGAAAAAGCAAUAGCCAGACGAAGGGGAGAACUGGAGGUCUAUUUGAGGAACUUCAUCUCGGUGUGCUUAAAGAAUCCUUCCUGUCCCCUGUCCCCCGGACCCGAUCGAGUCCUCUCCAAGCAGACACUCUGCGACUUUGCCACGUUCUUCCGCAAAGGGGCCUUCGAAAUGACCAAAUACGGCACCGGUUGA